AUGAAGCUCUCCCUUAAUCUUCAAGAUGACCACCAAAACCAAAACCCUCUUUUGAAAACCAAACUACCCAUUUCAAUAUUCAAUCAACCAUUCACUUCUAUCUUCACUACCACCACAACAAACUCCAUUUCUGACCUCACUGUUGCUCUCUCUACAAACUUCCCUUCAGGCCCUUCUCUAAAGCUCACCUACACUCCAUCCACAACAACAACAGCCGUUUCUCCUUUUUCUCUUGCUCUUAAAUCAGGUUUAGGCCUUUUCGGCUCUCCGCACAAUUCCCCUCUUGUUUUCUCUGCUCAUUUUUCUUUCUCUAAUUCAAGCCCCAAUGUGAUUGUACCUACUUUCUCUCUCCAAUUCAAGCCCCAAUUUGGCAAUUUCUCUCUCUACAAAAGAACCGCCACUCCAUCUUCUAACCUUGACUAUGAUCCUCCUAAUUGUGGUUCCCACACUACGAAUGGGCCCCGUUUGGAAUCUGGGUCACCUUCAAAAUCUGAACUCGGAACUUGGUUUGCCUCAGAUGGGUCAUCCGGUUGGCAGGAAUUGAAAUUGGAGGCAUCUGAUGAUAAAGGGAAAGAGGGGUUUGCAAACAGUAAUUACGUGGAUGGUGUUUAUGUUGAUAAUAAUGGAAUUGGGUUUUUGCCGGAAAGGCAAUUGGUUUGGAAUGAUGGAAAGAGAAAAGGGUUUUCUAGUGGAGUUGGUGUAAAGGCAAAAACAGUGUUGCCAUUGACUAAAAGGGUAGUGAUGAAUUUGAGGUGGGCUGUGAAUUUGCCUGGUGACUUGGGAAUAAAAAGGCCUUAUUUGAUAGUGAAUAAGAUUGGGAUUGAGAGGGUUGAGGAGUUAAAGGAAGUGAAGAAGGAAAACAGCAAUGAGAGUAAUGUGGGCGAUCUAGAGUUGUUAAAAGGAAUGUGUUUUUGGAUGAGAAGGGAUUUGGAGGUGUUAGAGAAGGAAAAUAGGGAGAUGAAGCAAUAUUUGGAGGACAUGAGAUUGGGAGUUUCAGCGAGGAAUUCCCGGAGAGAGAUUAAUGGUCUUGUUAAGAGAGUGGUGCCAGCUUCAAGUGGUAAUCUUGGUGAGUUUGAGCAGUGGAGGAGCAAGAAAAAUGAUGGAGGUGGAAGUGAGCAAAGAGAAUCAAAGAAGCCUGCGAAUAAGGCGACUGACUUGGAAAGUGAGUUACAAAAGGCUAUUAAAGCUGCUUCCUCGUAA
Molecule: messenger RNA, 1200 nt
Organism: Dovyalis caffra
Lineage: Eukaryota; Viridiplantae; Streptophyta; Magnoliopsida; Malpighiales; Salicaceae
Source: the annotation of a GenBank genome assembly